AUGAUACAUUAAAUGUCUUAAAUAUCGGACGAAGAAAGGGCUAAACAAGAGUAUCUUGUGAUUGAAUAUGGGAAAUAGGAAUACAGAGACUUAUUUAAUGGGUGGGUUCAAUAAAAAAUAAUGUUUUUCAUGUUGCUGAAAAAAGGUGAAAAAGUGAAAUAUAUUAAAGAUGGAGAAAUUUUAAAAAUGUAAUAUGUGUAUUAUAGUAUUAGUGAAUCAAUACAAGAUCUAAUGAAAAGGAAAACGGUUUAAGGAAAUUUAGAUUAGUUAAGAUACUUAAGAUGGGAAACUGUGUGCGAUUCUACUUAAACACAACAUUAAGUGUAUUGGAGAGGGGAAUUAUUAAAAGCUGGAGGUUUUUGCGAUUAAAUGCAAUAAAAAGAAGGGAAGUGGAUAGAUUUAUGGGAGAAUUUUUGGAUGUAUUAAUAUGAUAUAGAAUUAGAAAAUCCAAAGUAUUUUGUAUUGGAAAUUAUACAGAAGGAAGGAAAACAGGAAAGUGGGAUAUUUUUUUGAAGGAAUAAAGAAUGUAUAUAUCAGUAUUAUUCAAUUAGUGGAGGAGGAACCUACAAUCAAAAAGGUAUGAAAUAAGGUGAAUGGACAGAAAUAGAUAAUAAUUUCAAAAAGUAGAAGUUAUGACAAUAAUAUAGGAAUUGUAAAGUGACUUACAGUGGAGAAUAUUAAGAUGGCAGAAGAUGUGGAAAUUGGAGAAUAACUUAUAAUGGAAAUUAUUUGUAAUUUUAUUAUCUAAUUCAUAGAGGAGGAGGCAAUUAUAAUUAAUUUGGAUUGAAGAAUGGUAAAUGGUUAGAUUUACAUGAAGAUUUUUGGGAGUAAGAAAUAUAGUUCUAAUUUAGACAUUGUUAAGUUGGAUAUUACGGAGAAUAUCAAAAUGGACGAAAAAUAAAUAAAUGGAAUAUCAUUUACAGAGGGUAUAAAGAAAUUGAAUAAAACAUCAUGUAUUAUCAAAACUUUACCUUUAGAGGCAGCGGAACAUACAAUGAGAAUGGCCGUAAAAAAGGGAAAUGGAUAGAAUUGCAUCCAAACUUUUCAGAGUAUAUUUUAAUUUAUAUAAUUUUAAAGUUACUGCAAAGUUGUUUACUCUGGGGAAUAUAGUGGUGGAGCUAAAUAAGGCAAAUGGGACAUAAUAUAGUUUGAUAAAGAAAAUAUAUAACCCAAAUCCAGCAUUAUGUAUAUUAUAUUUCCAUCUUUAUAGAGGUGGUGGAUAAUAUAAUUGCGGAUUAAAAGUUGGAAAGUGGGUUGACUUGCAUGAAAAAUACUUUGUUUCAAAUUGUGGCGGAUGCAAUAUCUUCUAUAAAGGUGAAUACCAGAAAGAUCUAAGAUAAGGCAGAUGGGAUAUUGUGAUGAAUAAUCAGAAUGUGUAAGUAUUCUUUUAUAUUUCAGUGGAGGUGGCUAUUACAAUGAAAAUGGAUUAAAACAUGGCAGAUGGAUUGAUUUUCAUGAAAAUUACUCCGAGUACAUUUACUACUAAAUAAUAUAUAGUUUCGCAUAAAUCAUUCAUCAUGGAGAGUAUAAAAAUGGGAUCAAACAAGGAAUUUGGGCUAUUAAUUUUGAGGGUUAAACUAUGUAAUGCUUAAUAAAUUUAUUAUAGUGGAGGAGGAGAAUAUGAUUAGAGAGGAUUGAAAAAUGGAGAUUGGGUAGACUUACAUAUCAAUUUCACUAAGUAGUUAAAUGAUUUAAUAAUUAGAUUUUGCUAAGUUACUUAUAAGGGUGAGUAUUUUGAUGGAAUUAGGAGCGGUAUGUGGGAAACAUGUUUCAAUAACGGUGUUAUGUAAUCUUCAUUUUCUACUUUUUAGAGGAGGAGGAAUAUAUAAUGAGGAGGGAAAUAAAGAUGGAUAAUGGGUCGAUUUACAUCAUAAUUUUAGAGAGUAUUAUGUUAAUAUAGGUUUUAAGCUUAUAUCAAGUGAUUUAUAUUUAAAAUUACCAAAAUAGCAAAAAGAUAGGAACUCCUAAAGAAAUAGAACUUUAAUGA
Molecule: messenger RNA, 1987 nt
Organism: Paramecium octaurelia
Lineage: Eukaryota; Ciliophora; Oligohymenophorea; Peniculida; Parameciidae
Source: the annotation of a GenBank genome assembly